Messenger RNA from Adineta steineri, 284 nucleotides. The record is from the annotation of a GenBank genome assembly. NCBI's taxonomy places the organism in Eukaryota, Metazoa, Rotifera, Eurotatoria, Adinetida, Adinetidae.
UAGCUGCUGCUACUCUUGGAACUCUCAACAAACGAUAUGAUAAUCUUGAUAGUCAAAUAAAAGCUAUGCAAAACCAAAUAUCGGCCCUCGGUGACGACUCAUCAACAACAACUACACACACGUUAACUAGCACAACAACAUCCGUACCUCCAACUGAACAUACAUCUUCUACUAUACUUACAAGUGUAAGUACUGGGUCGACUCAUACUGAUGCUAGUACGCAUCCGGACACAAGUCAAAAUAGUGCUCCAACUUCUACUAUGAACCCGACCACCUCUGGAUAA